CUUAGCGCCAAAUCAACCAAAGCAAAAAUGGCUGCGGUGUACAAGGUUGCAUGCCGCUUGGGCAGCGGUAACGUUAAAUGCAUAGUUCCAAGACAACGUUUCUAUACGCAUAGGAAACUCUACAGCAGUGAUUCCAGCGUCCCGCCGGCCGGACAAGGUGAGACAGAACCCCAACAGCCUUCUGCCGAGAAGCCAAAGAGUGGGUUUGCUGUUGCAUACGAGCUUCACACGGAUCUCCAGCAGAAGCAGGAAAGCACUUCCUCUAGCCGUGUCGGCUCAACGAGGGACGAGACGUCCUUCGCCUCGUUGUUACGACACUCUCCGCUGGUCCAGAUGGGUCCGGCGAAAGACAAAAUUGUAGUGGGUAAAAUCUUUCAUAUAGUCCAGGACGACCUCUACGUCGACUUCGGUGGCAAGUUCCACUGCGUUUGCAAGCGACCGUCGGCUGACGGUGACAAGUACCAGCGGGGAACCAGGGUAAGAAUUCGCAUGGAGGACCUGGAGAUGACAUCCCGAUUCUUGGGGGCAAAUACAGACACAACUCUGCUGGAGGCCGAGGGUUUUCUUCUGGGACUUGUAGAUACCAAGGCGAAAGCCUAGACUAAGUGGAUUCCUUCCUAAAGACUCAUGGCUGGACUCCGCAUUCCCUCUGGCAAUGCAAUGCAAUUCAUCAGUGAGCUCUGAAAUUGUUAUAUUUGUAAAUUCUUCGCCAUUAUAUUAAACUCACGUCUAUCAUAA
Alosa sapidissima (American shad) is the source of this 738-nucleotide messenger RNA. It is a transcript of the gene mrps28, whose product is annotated as mitochondrial ribosomal protein S28. Lineage: Eukaryota; Metazoa; Chordata; Actinopteri; Clupeiformes; Clupeidae. The record is from RefSeq and is a predicted model, not a curated record. Gene Ontology annotation, cellular component: mitochondrial small ribosomal subunit. The coding region runs from base 28 to 600 and encodes 190 amino acids. The transcript has a single exon.